AUGGACAUCAAAAAGCAAAGAAGACAGGGUGAAGCGGGGACCGCCAAUAGUGGCAGUAGGACGACGAGGGGUGAAAGCCUAAGGGAAGCCCUGCGUCCGACUAGAUCCCUUGUGACACCCCAACAAACACUCACCAUCGGACACUGGAAUGUGCGAACUAUCUACAGAGGAGGGGCUUCAGCACAGAUUGCGAGAGAAAUGGAAGGAUACCAGCUGGACAUUCUUGGAAUCAGUGAAUGCAGAUGGACAGGAGCUAGGAGGAUGAGACUGGCCUCAGGCCAGACCGUCAUAUACAGAGGGGAUGAAGAAUUGCAUGAGGGAGGAGUUGCUAUAAUGAUCAGCCAGCAGGCAGUAAAAUCACUUAUGGAAUGGACACCCAUCAGCAAGAGAAUCAUAACAGCAUGA
Molecule: messenger RNA, 405 nt
Organism: Saccostrea echinata
Lineage: Eukaryota; Metazoa; Mollusca; Bivalvia; Ostreida; Ostreidae
Product: craniofacial development protein 2-like
Exons: 1
Coding region: 1-405 (134 amino acids)
Source: RefSeq, a predicted model, not a curated record